Eucalyptus grandis is the source of this 4725-nucleotide messenger RNA. RefSeq names its product probable phosphoinositide phosphatase SAC9. The record is from RefSeq and is a predicted model, not a curated record. Gene Ontology annotation, molecular function: phosphatase activity. NCBI's taxonomy places the organism in Eukaryota, Viridiplantae, Streptophyta, Magnoliopsida, Myrtales, Myrtaceae.
AUGAGUGGUGGAGCUCGAGACGCCUCCUCUUCUGGCCAAUCACCAGUAGGUGGUUCGAGGGACACGUCUGUGGUUGUGGUGACUCUGUCUAGUGGUGAAGUAUGCAUAAUUGUCAGCUUGUCAACGAGGGUUGACACUCAGGUCAUCUCCAUCGAUCCAACUACAGGCGCUCUUUGCUACAAGGGAAAACCGGGUUUAGACAUUUUUGAAUCCGAGGAACAAGCUUUAGAUUACGUCUCAAAAGGUGGUGGUUUUAGUCGCGAGAGCACAACUGGUAGGGCAAUACUGGGCUAUGCUCCGUUGGGAGGCUCCGGCCUACUUCUUAUUGCAAAGAAGUAUCUCCCACCAUUAGAUUUACCUGGUGGGGGAUGUGUAUAUACGGUGACCAAGAGCGAGUGGAUCAAGGUUUCACUUCGAAACCCUCAGCCCCAAGGAAAAGAUGAACUGCAAAAUAUUGAGAAUUUAAUGGGGCUUAACAUAGACGGGAAGCACUACUUUUGCGAGACAAGGGACAUCACCAGGCCCUUUCCAAGUAGGAUGCCUUUGGAGAGUCCCGACGAUGAAUUUGUCUGGAAUGGAUGGUUCUCGAUGUCAUUUAAAACUAUCGGGCUGCCACACCAUUGCGCGACCCUUCUGCAGGGGUUUGCUGAAUGCCGAAGUUUUCAAAGCGCAGGACCAGUACAAGGGAUUGUUGCGCUCACAGCUCGCUGUAGCAGAUUGCAUCCAGGCACUCGUUUUCUGGCUAAAGGGUUAAACUCGUGUUUUAGUACAGGAAAUGAAGUAGAGUGCGAGCAGCUUGUCUGGGUACCCAAGGAGGCAGGUCAAAGUGUUACCUUCAACACAUACGUUUGGCGACGGGGCACAGUCCCGAUCUGGUGGCGUGCGGAGUUAAAGUUAGAGGCUACACAAGCAGAUAUAUAUGUUUCUGAUCAAGAUCCGUAUAAAGGAAGUCCACAGUACUUUCAGAGGUUGAGUAAGAGAUGUCGCACUGUUGGUGGGAAUCAGAGCAAGAAUGCUUCUGUCCCAGUUUUUUGUGUGAACUUGGUUAGGAAUGGACAAUGGGAGUCUGAAUCAAUUUUAGUUCAGCAUUUUGUCACAUGUAUCAAUUACAUUACAUCAACUGGAGAACUCCCAAGUACUCGAAUACAACUAAUUAAUUUUGACUGGGCUGCCAGUACAGAACCAAAAGAUGAACGGCAAACUAUUCAUAAACUGUGGAAACUUCUCAAAGAACCUACAAUGUCCGUAGGCAUUUCCGAAGGAGAUUAUUUGCCUUCGCAACAACGUACUAGGGAUUGCUUAAGAUCACAUCAAAAUGGUGUAAUUCGCUACAAUUGUGCUGAUUCAGUGGAUGGAACUAACACAGCUACUUACUUUGGUGCCCUUCAAGUUCUUGUGGAGCAGUGUAGGCGGCUGGGAAUAUCACUUGACAGGAACGGGUCACGUCCAUGUCCAGCUUGGAAGAGAUUUGACGAGAACGUUGAUGAAUUUAAGCAAUCUACAAUAUUGUCACCCGUUUCUCAGUUAGCUGAUCUUUUCCGGCUGGCUGGUGAUAUCCAUUCAUUACUUUAUACUGGGACCAAUGCAAUGCCCAGCCAAAUGCUCAGCAUAUUCAAUGAAGAAGCAGGGAAUGGAGAAGGAGGGAAUUUAUUAAUAAGGAACUUUAAGCGGGCUGCUAACCAGAGAAAAUUCAAGGCAUUUGUAGAUGGUUCCCGCCAGAGGCAACUGGAGAUGUUUCUUGGAAGGAGACUUUUUAAGCAUCUUCCAUCUAUUCCAGUCCAACCUCUCAGUGUUCUUUCUCGUCCAUCGGGAUUCUUUCUCAAGCCAAUUGCCAACAUUUUCCCGGACUGUGUUGGUAGCGCGAAUCUCCUAAGUUUCAAGGACAAAGAUGUAAUCUGGGUUUGCCCGCAGGCUACAGGUGCAGUUGAACUUCUUGUCUAUCUUGCUGAGCCUUGCCAUGUCUGCCAGCUUCUUCUUACCAUAUCACAUGGUAAAGAUGAUUCGACAUAUCCAUCGACAGUUGAUGUAAAGACUGGACAGUACCUUAAUAGUCUCAAACUGGUGCUGGAGGGCGCUGAUAUUCCUAUGUGUGCAAAAGGGACAAAUCUUUUGAUCCCCUUACCAGGACCAAUUAGUGUAGAAGAUACGGCUACUAAAAAAGCAGGGGCACGACAUCAUUCUCAAGAUGCACGAUCUCUUUCACUACUAUAUGACUUUGAAGAAGUUGAAGGAGAACUGGACUUUCUUACUCGAGUGGUUGCACUGACUUUUCGUCCUGCUCUCUCGGAGAGAAGCCCUGUGACGCUUGGUGAGAUUGAAAUUCUCGGAGCUUCCCUCCCUUGGUCUGGAGCUUUCACUGGGAUUGGCAGUGGUGCUAAACCUAUCGAGCUCAGCAAAAAGUUUGAAAAGGAGAGUAAUCCUUUUAUGUCUAAGCCCGAGUCUAAUCCGUUCUCUGGAUCUUGUUCGUCCAAUGACAAUGUGUUGACCGGUGGGGUUACAUCUAAUGGUAGCCAUCAGUACAUCAGUCAUCUGAAGAACCUUGCAGGGGCUGACUUGCAAAAGGAGCUUGACUUCACGGAAGCCAUGAAGCUUGAAAUAGAACGCCUUCGACUAAAUCUUUCAGCUGCUGAAAGGGACAGAGCUCUUUCGUCAGUUGGGAUUGAUCCUGCUUCAAUAAACCCCAAUCUGCUGCGUGACGAAUCUUACAUGAAAAGAUUAUGCAGAAUUGCCAAUUCGCUUGCAUCGCUUAGGCAAGCUUCAUUUGAAGACAGAAUCACUGCUGCAAUAGGUCUUGAGAAUACUGAUAAUGACAUCAUAGAUUUCUGGAAUAUAGCUGGGUUAGGGGAAAAAUGCUUGUGUGGUAUGUGUGAAGCUGAGGUUCCUGCGACUCCAUCUUCAACAGUUCCACCAACUUCCGUACAACUUCCUCUGGUAUGCUCUCGUUGUAAAAGGAAGGUCUGUAAGGUUUGUUGUGCUGGUAAAGGAGCUCUUCUCCUUGUGAAUUAUGGUAUUGUUCAGAGUCAGGGUGGAUCGAGCCCUGGUGGUCAAGUUGAUGUCUCAACAAACGGAAUGACAGCAAUUGACGGCAUUAUCUGCAAAAGUUGUUGCCAAGGCAUUGAGCUUGAGGUGUUGAUGUUGGACUAUAUCAGGGCAUUGACUAGCUUAAGAAGAAGUACUCGUGCUGGUGAUGCUGCUCAUACAGCCUUGGAUCAGGUGAUGGGAUCUUCCUUAAUGGAUUUUCCAUCUGAAAGAAAUAGACUUUCUGAUCCUAAGACAGCUGUUGAAGUUCAAAGACAACUACUUAAAGGAAAGAAAUCACUUGCUGAAUUCCCUUUUGCCAGCUUUUUGUAUCCGGUCCCAACAGCAGUGGGUUCUGCUCCACCAUUAUCAUUGCUUGCUCCACUCGCUUCUGGGUCAGAGCAUUCGUAUUGGAAGGCUCCUACCAGUGAUACCUCUGUUGAACUGGUCAUUGCUCUGGGAACCCUUUCCAAUGUCAGUGGAGUGAUCAUGCUCGUUAGUCCAUGUGGCUAUUCUGCGGAGGAUGUUCCCAAUGUGCAAUUCUGGGUUAGUAAUGAGAUACAAAAAGAAGAAAGGUCAUCAAUAUCAUCUUCCUCAGAAUUCUAUGGACAAGAAAAUUUGGCUGCGGAAGAUGGAGUCCCCAGGCAUAUAAGAUUUACUUUCAGAAAUCCUGUCCGGUGCCGCAUUCUAUGGAUUACUCUGAGCCUACAGCACCCUGGCUCAACUAAGAGGAAACCCUGUAUUCAUGCCAAAAGAAUAUUAGUCGUUGGAAGCAUGGUAAAAAAAGAGACGAGAGUGCCACGGUCCUUGAUUCGGCCAACGAACUGCCGGCCUGUGACACAAGGCUCUGACCAGACAAAUUCGAGAAACUGGUCGGACAGAGAUCCUCAGUUACAAAGGUUCAAGGUUACUUUCCAAGCUGCGAGGCUCAAGGACAAUGGUCUUACCUUGGAGCAGGACCUUUCUUCUCUCUCACCUUUGAUUGCAGGAUUUCGUUUAGACGCUUUUCGUGCAUUUAAGCCACGGAUCACCCAUUCGCCGCUUCCUGACGCAUAUACGCAGGAUGGAUUGACAUUAAUGGACGAGAGAUACAUCUCUCCAGCUGUGCUAUAUAUAGAAGUUACCGCCCUUGAGGUUGCGAAACCUUACUUCCUCAGCUCCCUCACUCACGAGUCGCCACUCCAGCCUCCCGAGAAGGAAUCCCAAAAAGAGGUGACUGUAGGAAAAUAUCGGUUGCCUGAGGCAAAACCGGACACUGCCAUGUACUUCGACUUCCCUAGAAAGAUAGAUGCGCGCCGAGUAACCUUCAGACUCCUCGGCGAUGUCGCGGCAUUUGUUGAUGACCCUGCCAAGCAGCAAGACUCGAACUCUAUGACUGCCCGACUGGCCACCGGCUUGUCGUUGUGGAAUAGAGUAAACUUGUAUCACUAUAUGGCCUUGGGCGACCAUUCGGCUGUUUGAAUCACGUCAUAUCUUUAUCCAGAUUUGUGGUUCCGCUUGCAAUUGGUAUUCUAUUAUCAGUUUUCUUGUAAGAUUUGGAUGCAUCAGUGGAUUAUUCAUCGACUAAACGAGAUUGUGGGGUCAUUUCUGUUGUAUGGUCUUUCUUGUAUAAGCUGAACAUGGUUAAGGAUUAUUUGUUUCUCUUGAAUAUUUGACGGGGAGUCUGAAACUUACCGGACGAAGAAUAUUUAAGUAUAUUUUGAUGAA